This is a messenger RNA of Vigna angularis (adzuki bean), 699 nucleotides long. Its product is annotated as NADH dehydrogenase [ubiquinone] 1 beta subcomplex subunit 8, mitochondrial. Bases 74 to 451 code for a protein of 125 amino acids. NCBI's taxonomy places the organism in Eukaryota, Viridiplantae, Streptophyta, Magnoliopsida, Fabales, Fabaceae. The transcript is spliced from 4 exons. The record is from RefSeq and is a predicted model, not a curated record.
AGUGACAGUAGCAUUAGGUUGUGUGGGAGAAGGAGAAGAAAGAAGAAAAAUCAGAAGGAGAAAAUCAUCAACCAUGGCAGGGAGAUUGACGAACGUAGCAUCAAGGAUCUUGGGCGGAAACGGUGUCGUUUACCGAUCUGUUGCUUCCUCUCUUCGCCUCCGCUCCGGCAUGGGCCUCCCAGUCGGCAAGCACUAUAUUCCUGACAAACCUCUUCCCAUGAACGAGGAACUUCUGUGGGACAACGGGACACCAUUUCCCGAACCGUGCAUAGAUCGUAUUGCUGACACUGUUGGAAAGUAUGAAGCAUUGGCCUGGCUGUGUGGGGGAUUAAGCUUUUUUGCGUCUCUGGGAUUGUUGGCUGUGUGGAAUGACAAAGCCUCCAAGAUACCGUUUACACCCAAAGUAUAUCCGUAUGACAAUCUGCGAGUGGAGCUUGGUGGUGAACCGUAGGUAAAUCGGAUGGGAAGUUAUUAUUUGAUGUAAUUGUUCUUUUAUGUUUAUCUUUGUAGUUCAAAAUAAGGGAUCGUGGAGAAGACUUGCUAAAUCCAACUAAUGGAAGGGCCGAAUCUAGUUCUUGAGAUCGUUAAUGCUUAAUUGCUUAUGAUUGUGAGUAGGCCAGUAUUAUGCGAGCUUGUGUUUCGAUGUGUACUUAUGAAAUUGAUUUUGAAGCAUAAUUUUACAAAAUAAUUUCAAGUGAA